Messenger RNA from Fonsecaea multimorphosa CBS 102226, 1143 nucleotides. RefSeq lists its product as uncharacterized. The transcript is spliced from 2 exons. Lineage: Eukaryota; Fungi; Ascomycota; Eurotiomycetes; Chaetothyriales; Herpotrichiellaceae. Bases 1 to 1143 code for a protein of 380 amino acids. The record is from RefSeq and is a predicted model, not a curated record.
AUGGACGGCAGUGACCGUCGGCGCACCCAGUAUGGACCACCAUACCAGUCACAAGCGCCAUCGCGCCAUCUACCAGGAGAAGCCAUGGGACCACCCUCUGGGGAUAGGUUUGCGCAGCCAGCAACGCCGGCGAGAACGGAUAUCGGCAGAUCUUCAAUGACGCGACCUUUUCUUUCCGGCUACACUGGCUACGGGUACCAAGACCCACAAUAUGGCAGCUCCCUGCAGAGCAGCAGCCCGAUGCAAGGGGUCGAGAUGCAAUACUCACCUGCGUACCUGUCGCAGGCCUCCAGACAGCAGCAGGUACAAGCCUCUCCCUCCCAGCAACAGCACCAGCCGUAUGCGCAGUACGCGGCUUCCUCUAUGCUUCCGCCAGUGGGAGCACAGGCGCUCUAUGAGAGCAUCCCUUUCCAGCAGCGACAGACUGCGAUCGAGGUAAUGACAAGUCAAUUCGCGAUGCCUCAAUAUAUGCAGCAGAGCGAACAUACAGGGGCAACCCUCGGAUCCGGUGCCGCUCAGUUCUUGACUUCUCAAGCUGAACAGAGCAGCUACAGUCAUGUAGCAGCAACUCGGCCACCUCUGCCUCAUCCUUAUGCUCCUGGGCAAGUCGACUUCCCGGUCAUGGAACAACAAGAGGCAGAAGCACCAGCUGUACUGAGCGGCGUUCAAGCAGCCCUAGGAGAGGGUCUGAGGGACUACCACCAGCAGCUCAGGGCCACUUUCGACGCGAUUGUUGCAGGCAGAGUAACAGCAGCCAGCGAGAAAUUGCUCGCUCUGACUCGGUGGCUAGUCAGCUCUGUUACUGCUUUGGGUCUGCACCACGACGACGAGGCGAGACAUACGGAGCGCGUCGAAUUCUGGCGGGAAUUGAACUUAUGCUGGGAGGCGCUCGGACAAAGGCAGAAAGAAAUCACAGAAGAAGCCCUGAGAACUAAGAGACCGCCUGUGGAUAUGCUCUCAGCCAACACCAUGACAAGUUUGAUGGACGACUUGGUGACUAUGUGCGAUCAAUUGGAACAAUACGGCCUCGUUGACUUCGAGAUGGGCAUCUGGGAGGAGCAAAUUGUGCAUAUCUUCUCAGUCUGCCUCAAUCUCCUGCCUCGCGGCGGACUCAAACGACGAGCCAGCGAGAGCCCGGGCUAG